Messenger RNA from Callithrix jacchus (white-tufted-ear marmoset), 3622 nucleotides. RefSeq names its product tetraspanin 14 (gene TSPAN14). The record is from RefSeq and is a predicted model, not a curated record. Lineage: Eukaryota; Metazoa; Chordata; Mammalia; Primates; Cebidae. Gene Ontology annotation, cellular component: plasma membrane.
AAGUCGUGGGCCCGGGUAUUGGCCUGGCUCUGGGCGUGGAGCGGAGGUGAGUGCGGCGGUGUCACACACUUCUUAGCUAUCCCGGCGCUGCUAACAGGGCAGUCAGGCGGUCUUGGGCGGCAGUGCAGGGCACUGUAUUGGAGCCUUUGCAGGUAUGCUCUUGGCAGUGGUCUGCUCUCCAGGGGAUCUUCCUCCUUUCUGAGAGGGCAUUGCUCUUCCUCCCUUCCGAGAGGGCUACUGAGAGAGUGGGCUGCCAAAUCCUCAAAAGUAGGCUUCCCCUCGCCCCUUGACUUUGAAGUCUAGAAGCAGUUAGUGCCUGCUGAGUGCUCCGGCCACCCUUGGCUACCCAUGUCAUCAAUAUCCUCAAAUUGCUGGGCUCAAGUGAUCCUCCAACCUCAGCCUCCCAAAGCAAAGGGAUUACAGGUGUGAGCCACCAUGUGGAGUCUGAUUCCAGCCCGAUCCUUAAAGUUAUCGUGACAGGCCCUGGAAACCCAGGCCACCAGAUGUAUUUUCCCUUUCCUUCUCAUUGUGUUGCACCCCAACUUCAGUUGGAGACUUUCUGGAUAUAUCCAUCCCCACAUUUCUGAACUCCACUGCUUGGAGCACCUAAUGUGAUCCUCAAUUUACUUAACAAAGCAUGGUUGAGAUUCUGUGUGAUGCAAGGCAUUGUUUUGCAGGCACUGUUCCAAGUCUGGAAAAUCCCUCACCAGCUGUAUACUCCAUGUGGUCUUAGAACCCAGGCUGGACGUGGAGUAGGUGCUCAGUAGUGUUUAUUGAUCUGAGCUUGAUCUCAGCAUAGCAGGAUUAUUCAGGGAGACUGGGGGCCCCUGGGUGCUUCUGUAGGUUUGUGGCUGUCCCAGGAAGAAAGGGUAUGGAGGGGCUGUGGGCUGCAGAAUGGUUGGCUGCCCAGAUGCUUUCGGUUUAGACAGAGCAUGUGGCCAUGUUGGUUGAGCACAGACCCUGGCAGGAGGGCAGCGUCCAGUGCCUCUGCCAAUGAAGUGCGAAGUUGUGAAGAUGAAUAACACUGUCCAGCUUGCAGAGUGGACGCUGAUUCUGCUUCUCAGAAGAUGCACUAUUAUAGAUACUCUAACGCCAAGGUCAGCUGCUGGUACAAGUACCUCCUUUUCAGCUACAACAUCAUCUUCUGGUUGGCUGGAGUUGUCUUCCUCGGAGUUGGGCUGUGGGCAUGGAGCGAAAAGAAAGAAGAGGCAGGAGAACCAAGAUCUACAGGCUUUCCUGCCAUGCUCUUGGGGUGUGCUGUCCGACCUCACCAAAGUGACCCGGAUGCAUGGAAUCGACCCCGUGGUGCUGGUCCUGAUGGUGGGCGUGGUGAUGUUCACCCUGGGGUUUGCCGGCUGCGUGGGGGCUCUGCGGGAGAAUAUCUGCCUGCUCAACUUUUUCUGUGGCACCAUCGUGCUCAUCUUCUUCCUGGAGCUGGCUGUGGCUGUUCUGGCCUUCCUAUUCCAGGACUGGGUGAGGGACCGGUUCCGGGAGUUCUUCGAGAGCAACAUCAAGUCCUACCGGGAUGACAUCGACCUGCAGAACCUCAUCGACUCCCUUCAGAAAGCUAACCAGUGCUGUGGCGCGUAUGGCCCUGAAGACUGGGACCUUAAUGUCUACUUCAACUGCAGUGGCGCCAGCUACAGCCGAGAGAAGUGUGGGGUUCCCUUCUCCUGCUGCGUACCGGAUCCUGCGCAAAAAGUUGUGAACACACAGUGUGGAUAUGAUGUUAGGAUUCAGCUGAAGAGCAAAUGGGACGAGUCCAUCUUCACGAAGGGCUGCAUCCAGGCGCUGGAGAGCUGGCUCCCGCGGAACAUUUACAUUGUGGCCGGCAUCUUCAUUGCCAUCUCGCUGCUGCAGAUAUUUGGCAUCUUCCUGGCGAGGACCCUGAUAUCAGACAUCGAGGCGGUGAAGGCCGGCCAUCACUUCUGAAGAGUGGAGUUGAGGGAGCCGAGCUGAGCCACGCUGGGAGGCCAGAGCCUUUCUUUGCCGUCAGCCCUACGCCCUAAGGGAGAGGAGCCGACACCCCUGGAGCCAGCACCCCACCUUUAGCAUCAGCGUGACAUGACCUCUCUGUUUCUGCUUGCUGGUGCUGAAGACCAAGGGGUCCCCUUGUUACCUGCCCAAACUUGUGAUUGCAUCCCUGCUGGGGUUUACCCAGGGACAGAAUGUGGCUAUGUGGGAGUGGUGACUCUGAAGGACAGAGAGGGCUCCUGUGGCUGCCAGGAGGGCUUGACUCAGUCCCCCUGCAGCUCAAAUACGUCUUCAGGACACUCUGGCCCCCUUUCCACUGGCGUCCAAACAUCUGCUUUGGGUCAUCCACGUCUGUGGGUGGGCCAUGGGUAGAGGGACCCAAAGACAUGGACAGGGCAUUUCUCUCCAUCAAGCCAAGCAGCACAGGGACCUGCCUGUAACUGGGGAGGCAGACAGGGCCCCGCUGGGUCUCUGAGUGCCAUUGUGGUCUGCGGGGGCAUGCACACAUCAGGGGUUGUUUGCAGGAUCCUCAGCCAUGUUCAAGUGAAGUAAGCCUGAGCCAGUGCGUGGACUGGAGCCACGGGAGUGCCUUGUCCACUGCCCCCCCGUGUCUGCCAGCUGUUCUCCCCACGCCAGAACUGCCUCUGGUCUUGACAGCAUUAAGCCCUGAUGGCGCUGGUGGGACAGUGGACAUGGUUCUUCACUGAGAGCCGGCUCUCCUUUUCUUAAAGUGUGUAAAUAGUUUAUUUAUAGGGGUAAGAAUGUUCUCACACCAUUUCACUUCCUCUUCCUCUCCUCCAGCAUUCUUCUUUGAGCAGCCUUACAUGGUGUCCAUGGCUGGAGCCGACCCUUUGAGUCCCUUUGAAUGUCUUAAGAACCAGCCCAUAACAGCCUCUCCUUCUGUUCCAUAUACUGCAGCCUCCCUCCAUGCAUCCCACAUACAAGCACUCGCCCACUCCCCAGUGUGGCCUCACUGUCUUCUGUCCUUGGUGCUACUGAAAUUGUCAGCCAGAACUUGAAUCCUGAACCUCCGCACUGCAAGCCCUGGGAGGCUUAUUCCAAAGUGGCCAGCCCGAAACUGUUGGCCAGGGUUCCUCUUUCGGCUGCGUACCCAGGCUGGCCGGCUUGCCAUUUGGCUCUCUCCGGACAGCCGUUCUGCAACCAGGCCCAGGGCCAAGCCAUGACCCCAGGCUGCAGCUGCUCAGAAGCUCUGGCGUUUUGUUUCUGACUUAAGUGGUGCCCGCCCCCCCAUAGGAUAUCAGUGGUGAGUGGUCCACUCUUCCUGUUAGGGCUGUUCUGGGGUCUGCUCUUGGAGAUGAAGUCUUCUUAAAUAUUGAGUAACUCCCCUGGGGAUAGCUGGGACAUUUGUCCAGCUGGGCUGCUUUCUAACGCUUUGCCAUAACUCAUACCACUUCUCUCCCCGUCGUUCAGGGAUUGAGUGCAACCUUCAGUUACUUGCUGGAGUGUACAUUCUGGUGUGGUGUUUACCAGUGGCUGUUGAUGAUGAUGUCGUCAUCUUUUUUUUUUUUCUUUUCUUUUUUUUUGCAAUCUUCUGUAGACUAGGAGAAGAAGAAUGCUUGUGUUUUUAGGAAGUGUGAUGCUUCUCUUUGACUGCCAAACUCUUUUAUGGAAUAUAUCUUUAUAUUAA